Messenger RNA from Cyprinus carpio (common carp), 2061 nucleotides. RefSeq names its product E3 ubiquitin/ISG15 ligase TRIM25-like. NCBI's taxonomy places the organism in Eukaryota, Metazoa, Chordata, Actinopteri, Cypriniformes, Cyprinidae. Bases 415 to 1746 code for a protein of 443 amino acids. The record is from RefSeq and is a predicted model, not a curated record. The transcript has 8 exons. Gene Ontology annotation, molecular function: zinc ion binding.
ACGCAACUGGCAUAUUAUUAAUAACUUCAGUUCAGUGCGGCACCUGAAAAAUAAAUAUUUUUAAAUUCUGCUUUUAAUCAGACGUGCUUGUUACCCGUAUGGUGUUUUGCAACAAUGUCAUAACUGACAGCAGUUUAAAAUCUUGCUAGCGGAAAUGCGAGAGAGUGGGCGGAUCAUGAAUGAACUCUUCUUCACAAUAAGAGCAAACAACACGAAGAACCAACCGGAAGCUUCACGCGACAUCGAUUCUCAGGUUUGUGCGGCUGUAAGCGCUUAUAGAUGAUUCACAGAUGAUUGUACACGCGUGUCAUUAGUUUAUACGUCUGUGUAGAUCUAGCAACUCAACAAGUGCAUCAAAACAAAUCUGUGGAUUCUUUCAGAAAUAUAAUUAAAACUGCUGAAGGUCUUCUGAUCAUGGCGACGUCUGCUGGAGACAGCAGCAUUCUCGAGGAGGAGCUGACGUGUCCAGUGUGUCUGGAUCUGUACCGUGAUCCACACCUGCUGCCCUGCGGUCAUAACUUCUGCCUGCCCUGCCUGCGCAGACUCAAGAGCCGCUCGGACCACGGCCGUCUGCGAUGUCCCGAGUGCCGGCAGAGUCACCGCAGCUCCGCCAACUGGCAGAAGAACUUCAAACUGGCCAACAUUGCUGACAGUAUCCGGCGUCGUGGCCAAUCAGAGCGCUCCACCCAGAGCCGGAGCGACACGUCUCUCAGAGCCGCCCAGGUUCACUGUGAUUACUGUCCCGAGGACGCCAGCGGAGACGGGAAGGGUCCAGUGGCGGUUAAAACCUGCCUGAAGUGUGAAGUGUCCAUGUGCUCGCAGCACGUCCAGCCUCAUCUGGAGCUGCCGGCGUUCAGAGAGCAUCCGCUGGUGGAGCCGCUCGGAGACAUGAGGAAGAGGAAGUGUCUGGAGCACGACGAGAUGUUCCGCUACUAUUGUCUGGAUGAGCGCUUGUUCCUCUGCAACGCCUGCACCAUCGAGGGAACGCACUCGGGACACGCCAUCAAAACACUGAAGAACACCAUGAAGGAUUUCAAGGCCUAUCUUGACAUUCAGCUGCACAAGACCAACAGAAAGAUCCUUAAGGCAGAAAAAAAUCGACUGGAACAAAAAGAGAUUGAACGGCAAAACAAGGCCUACCGGGACGACACAGAUCAACACCUGGAUGCUUUCCGAGAGACGUCUAUUGCACACCUGGAUGCUUUUCUGUCCUCGCUGCGUGAAUGUAUCAGCGCUCGUGACGGUGAGCAGUGUUCGGGAAUCCAGCAGAACCUGAGUCAAAUAGCACAGGAUCAAACCCGUCUGCAGGACGUUCACUCGGGCUUUGAGAGGCUUCUACAGGAGAGCGACGCUUUCCAGUUCAUCAAGGAAUACAAUUCAUCUAUAAAAAGGUACCGGCGACUGCUGAGAAAGCCUCUGUUUUUCCCUGAUGAGGCCACAGUUGACACAGAGCCGCUGUUUGAAACGAUGGAAGGAAAGAUGUGUGAGUUCAUUGAUGAAUUGCGGCAGCACGCCAGCGCCCUCCUCAGCAGCGUCUGUGAAUUUGAGGGAGGAGAUGCUGAAGAGGAGGAGGAGGAUGAAGAGGAUGAUGAGGAAGAUGAUGAUGAUGAUGAUGAUGAUGAUGAUGAUGAUGAUGAGGAGGAGGGUGAGGAGGAGAUGAGGAGUGAGGAAGAAGAGGACCAGAACCUCACUGACUCUGGAGAUGAAGAAUAUUCCCCAGAGGAGGAAGAGGAUGAGGAGGACUAGCAGAAGAUGAUCUGCUCUUGAGUUCCUGGAGCUGAAGUCUUCAUCUGAAGGAGAACGAGCCGCGUCUCCUGUGAUCUUACAGAGUCCAUGAUGCACUGAUGCUGUUUGAAGAGUGUGUGAGAGUGAUGAGGAAACACAAAUAUUUAUACACAAGAACGAUAUAAUAUAAUAUAGAAGGAGGGAGGGGGGUUAAAAAAGAUUGACUCAUUAAAAAAAAAAAAAAAAUCCAAUCAGGUAUGUUUAAAAGCUCAGGGUACAUGAAUGUCAAUUUGGGAUGGGCUCCAUUUGCACUUUUUUUUUUUUCAAGUUGCAGUA